AUCCAGGCAUCCGGGCAGGGGCCGCCACGGACCAGAAUUUAACGGAAACCCCCCUUUCAUUUCCUCUUCCUCGCUUCCCGGAUCCAUCCGUUUCUUUCCAUACUCAAUUCAUUCCCGUUUCGUUCCUCACCAACUCCUCCCUCCUUCCAGAAUCCAGAGUCUCCGAUCCUCGGUUCAAAACCUACCAGAUUUGAGUCUGCAGGCGGCGCCGUCGUCGUAUGAACCCAAGGUCAGUUUCGGAGGAGAAAAAGCGAAUCUUUGGGCCCUUUUUUGCUGCGUGUUUCGCGAAUUCUGGGUGGCUGGGUUCCAUGGCGGCGCUGCUUUGCGUGCGCGUUUAAUCUGUUCGUGGAAAGGCGUCCAUACGUUUCUGCUGGUUUCAUCGACCAACAGGAGUCGGAGUGCUGCGAACGCUGUCAGCUCACGAGUCUGGAGGUGGGCAAGUUGAGCAAAGCUGAAGGCCUGUCCCUUAUUUUGCAAGGGUGGUGCUCAUAAGGAACCACCCCUCUUCUUUGCUGGCGAGCAAACACCAAAUGGCCCAGCUGUUGCACCACCAGGAUUCCGCGUUCUAUGGCAAGGAAUUACAUGGGUGCCGAUGGGGCAUUCUUCAGUUCUUUGGAUUUCGGGGUCGCCUGCGGUCCAUGAAGAUGCUAGCUGACAAGAAACAUGGUCAGCGGAAAAGCAGUGGUGGAGGUAGACGCCGAAGCUGCUAUGCGCCAUUGAAAAACGAAGACAGUGGCACCAUGGAUGAUGAGAAAAAUACUGAAAUUAGAAAAAAACAGAAGGCCUCAAAAAAGAAUUCUGGUAAAGCUAGUUUGAGGUCCUUUAUUCUAAAGAAAUUAUAUGGAAAGGAAGGUCAGAAAGAAAAGAUGCUUCCUGUUGCACCAAAGCUAUUGCGCACCAUUUCGAUACACUAUUUGGAAAGCAACGAAUAUGUUAUUGAUGGUGAAUCCGCUUCCAGUGGUGAUGGCUCUUCACAUAGUACUAAAUUGUCACUACAAAAUGCUACCGACACAAACUUGCGCCAUUCUACAUCUAGCAUCCCAGAUGGUUGUGUUAGUGAUUUAAGUUCUUCACUGCUCCUAAAAAGAGAUGACAGUCGUGUGAAGCGAAAGAGCCACCGUAGCAUUUCAAUGGAUGGAGUUCUUCAUAAGGUCCCUUAUGGAAAGAAGGUGUGCGGAGAUAUAAUCAGUGAAGGUCUCCCCCGAUCAGCCUCUGCCACGUAUGAUAGGGAUGGUCUGAAACCUUAUAUUGGUACUGCUGCAAAGAGGCAUGUAAAUCAAGGUUUUCGGCGUUCACGUUCACUCAAUGAAUCUUUGGAAGAUUACUCUCGUUUACUUGAUGCCAUUUCAAGUAGUGAAUCCAAAAGAAUACUGACUAGCUCUAAGUCUACUCGGGAUCAUUCUCUGGACGCCCCUGGUGUCAUGACUUCAUUGCAAAGAGCUUCUGAAGUUGAACUCAGAUCACAAGGUUUGGGUAGACUAGAUGAAAAUCCUGUAACUGCAGAAGAUGCCUUGGCACCGCAUGUUCAAGAGAAAACUGAUGCUGAUGGAGAUGCUGAAGUUACUAUGGAUGACAGUUCUGGUGAUGUAGUUGCUGGUGACCCUGAAAAACCUGCUUUUCUUGAAGAACACAUGAAUGAGGAAAAGGGUGAUGUUGCUGUUUCAGCUCAAGAAGAUUCUUAUAUUGUUCCUUCACCUUCAGAAGUCGUUGAUACUUCAGAAGAACAGGCAGCAACCUGUGAUAAUAAUGAUCAGGUUCCCUCAUCAGCUGAAUUUGAGUUGUGUGCUGCCCAUUCAAUGUCAGAAGAAGUUGGCAUCCUAGAAGAGCAUGUAGAAACCUGUCAUGAUGCUCAGAUCCACUCUUCAGUACAAGCAGAUUCAUGCACUACUCUUCUUUCAGAGUACACCAACAUUGCAGAAGAACAAACACCAACUUCUCAAGACAACCAAAUGCACGCGUUCCAGAUUCAAAAAUCAAUAAAAGGUACUUCUUGUGUUCCUGAUCCCAGUCACGAAUUCGAAGCUGACAUAAGUCUAAGUUGCAAGCAAGAAUCUGAAAGUCCAAUAUCUGUUCUUGACGUGGCCUUCUCAGAUGAUCCUGCUAGUCCGAUGAAAUAUACACUGCUGGAUGAUACAUCACUGAAGCCAAGAAUUCUCCAUUUAAAUGAUGCUGAUGUUUCAGUUGACACUGAUAUUGUGCAAGAAAGUGACUUUGGCAACCUGAAUGGCUUCGAAGUAGAUCCAAUCCACGAAGCAGAGUUCAACUAUGUGAAGGAUAUAUUCAAGAAGUCGAGCUUCAGCAAUGAAAUACUACUUGAUGAAUGGUACGCACAGAAUAUCGGAGCUCUCCAAGAAGAGGAUUGCCAACACUACGAAGCUGCUGCAGCAGUAUGUGACUUCACUGAUAUAUCUACUGAUCAGUUGCUUCUGUUUGAUUUGACAAACGAAGCGUUGCUCGACAUCUACAAGAAAUAUUCUGUUUCCAAGUCCAGAUUCUCCUGGUUCUCAUCUUCCGGUAGACCAAAACCCGUGGGACACCGUGGCCUCAAGGAGUUGUGGUCUAGAGUGAGCUGUCGUCUAGAUGAACGACCAUGGUCAAGCAUCGAAGUCGACAGUAUUUUGUCGAAGGACCUAGCAAAGAGCGACCACUGGAUGAAUUUUGAGAAAGAUGCUGAUAAUAUGGGGAACAAGGUGGCAGACUUUGUGUUUGACAAGCUUCUGACAGAGCUCGUUCUUCAGCUUGCAGAGUUUUGAGUCUAGCUAGUUAUUUUUUGUCCCGUUACAUUUUUUGGGGGGUUAGGAAUUCUAUAUUGAGCAAAGGCUUGGAAUCAUUCUGAUGUACAUACUACAGAUUCUUUUUGCAUCGGUGGAGGAAAACAUAAUCUGGGGAUUGGGGAGUACUGUUGUUAGGUGUUAGGAAUUCAAUUCAUGUGCUAGAAAGUUUUGCAUGCUGGUUACUAUAAAUGAAUGGAGGAAAUGUUCUUAAGUACUAUUUGUAUGUAUAAUCUUGAUAAAUAUGAUUAUUUGUCACCUUGUCAGGUAGGCAAAGGCAGAAAGAAAUGGCAGUUCGUGAA
Molecule: messenger RNA, 3073 nt
Organism: Setaria italica (foxtail millet)
Lineage: Eukaryota; Viridiplantae; Streptophyta; Magnoliopsida; Poales; Poaceae
Exons: 5
Coding region: 531-2753 (740 amino acids)
Source: RefSeq, a predicted model, not a curated record